CUUAAUCCUAAGUUCCAGCACACUGCCUCCGCGCACUGCGCACUACUCCACUUUCCGUCGCCUUCUCCUCCACCAAGCACUAGCUACUUGCUGCGGCUUUCUUGACGUUAGAUCUCGGCUGAUGGCGAGGCGAUCUCCGGUUCUGCCUCUGGUGGCGUUUCUGGCAUUUGUUGGAACCGUCGAGGCUGUUGUUUUCUCUUCCAGGCUUUUCCACCGGUUUUCCGAUGAAGCAAGAGCGCUUAAGUUCGGAAAAAACGGCGUCGUCCCCUGGCCGGAGAAGAGAAGCUUGGAGUAUUACGAGGCUCUUGUGAGCAGUGAUUUUAAGAGGCAGAAGAUGAAGCUCGGACCUAAAUACCAGCUUGUUUUUCCUUCUCAAGGGAGCAAUACCAUGUCUCUUGGGAAUGACUUUGGAUGGUUACACUAUACCUGGAUCGAUAUAGGGACACCAAAUGUUUCUUUUCUUGUUGCGCUGGAUGCUGGGAGUGAUCUACUUUGGAUUCCAUGUGAUUGUCAACAAUGUGCUCCACUUUCUGCUAGUUACUACAGUAGUUUGGUGCUCCCUCAUUUAUGGGGCAUCUAUUAUGCAGGACAGAGAUCUAAAUGAGUACAGACCAUCUAGUUCAAGCACCAGCAGGCAUGUUUCUUGUAGCCAUCAGUUAUGUGAAUAUGGUCCAAACUGCAAAAGCGCUAAGCAGCAAUGCCCUUACACUAUGGCCUAUUACACAGAAAACACUUCAAGUUCUGGAUUCCUUGUUGAGGAUGUUUUACAUCUUACUUCCACCAAUGAUGAUAGAUUCAAUGCCUCACUACAGGCUCCAGUUAUUAUAGGGUGUGGUAUGAAGCAAACUGGUGGUUACUUGGAUGGGGUUGCCCCUGAUGGGCUGAUGGGUUUGGGACUUGGAGAAAUAUCAGUUCCAAGUUUUCUUGCAAAAGCAGGACUGAUCCAAAACUCUUUUUCUUUGUGUUUUGAUGAGGAUGAUUCUGGCAGAAUUUAUUUUGGGGAUCAUGGAACAGCUAUCGAGCAAUCAACAUCAUUCCUUCCUUCAGAUGGGAAAUAUUUAACCUACAUUGUCGGAAUUGAGGCUUGUUGCAUUGGUAAUUCUUGUCUUAAGCAGACAAGUUUUAGAGCAUUGGUUGAUAGUGGGACAUCGUUCACAUUUCUUCCAGAAGAAGUCUAUCAAAUAGUAGCUAAGGAGUUUGAUAGACAAGUCAAUACUACCAUCACAAACUUCCAAGGUUACCCAUGGGAGUAUUGCUAUAAAUCCAGUUCAGAUGAGUUGCCCAAGUUUCCCUCAAUGAAGCUCAUGUUCCCACCGAACAACAGCUUUGUAGUCCAUAAUCCUAUAUUUAUGGUUUAUGGCAUUGAGGGAGUUGUUGGAUUCUGUUUAGCCAUACAACCAAUGGAUGGAGAUGUAGGAACAAUUGGACAAAAUUUCAUGACCGGAUAUCGAAUGGUGUUUGAUAGGGAAAAUAUGACGUUAGGUUGGUCGCGCUCUAAAUGUAAGUUUACUAUUCUUUUCUGGGUUAAAUGUUCGGGGACUUAUUUCAGUUUGACUUUGUGGGCUUCCAGAACAUCAUAUUUCAGUCACUAUUAAGAGGAAAAGAAGGAUAUCCUUUCUCAUUUCUUAACCUUGGAACUGUGUGCCAAUGACUUGCUUAGCUUGUUUUUAUAGUUUCUAUUAAACUUGUUCGUUGUUAAAGAAUGCUAUGCUGACACCGCUAGCCGCUGGAUACCACAUUCACUAUGAAAAUUCAUCCUCCAGGCCCAGGAUGUUAGCUAUGUUUUCUGAAGAAAGUCUCUAAAUUUAUUUGAUAUUCAUGAACAGGCCAGGAUAUGGCUGAUGGUAAGAACAUGUCACUUACCUCACCAAAUGGGGCACCGACCGCAAAUCCAUUGCCCACAAAUGAGCAACGGAGCAAUCCCAAUGGAAAUGCAACAUCUCCUGCACUUGCUGGAAGGGCUCCUUCUAAACCUUCAGUUGCAUCAACCCGGCUCAUUACAUCACAGUUUUGGCUAUUGAAAUUGUUGCCACUGCUCUUCCUUCUCCACGUACUUGUUUCAAUUUUCACAAUCGAUACAGGCAGAUUUUAGAUUGAGUUAUCUAUAGGCGUCACAUGUAUAUCCUGCUUUUAUUUUAUUUUCUUCUUUGGUUUUAUUGUACUUGCAACCAUCUCUAGUCCACUGCCAUCAAAUUUUUUCUUGUUAUGGCAAUCGGAUUGAAGAGAAGCAUAUAUGGUAUGUCUAUUGUAUUUACUUUAUGCGAUAACUACUCAAUUUUCCGGUGAUUAUUAGCCUUAUUUUACACAACAUUAACGGCCUGUAUGAUCGAGCUACUGCUCUUUGAAAGGAAAAGGGAGAACGAUUUUCUGA
Molecule: messenger RNA, 2371 nt
Organism: Rubroshorea leprosula
Lineage: Eukaryota; Viridiplantae; Streptophyta; Magnoliopsida; Malvales; Dipterocarpaceae
Source: the annotation of a GenBank genome assembly